GCCCUUUACUUGCCUGCAGAAUCCAGCCGAGUUUCGACUGUCAAAUCGCUCUUACAAGAUGAGCGACAAUCUGAUGGACAAGGUCAAUGCCUUGGGCGAGCGCCUCAAGAUAAGCGGGGCAGAGGUUAGCCGCAAGAUGUCCACUGGCGUCACCAGCAUGAGUUUCAAGAUGAAGGAGUUUUUCCAAGGCCAGAACAUGGCGGACAAGAUUGUCGACGAAGCCACGACGGAGACCAUGGAUGGCCCGGAUUGGGCUACCAAUCUUGAGAUCUGCGAUAUGGCCAACACCGAGAAGGUCAACAGUGUUGAGCUGAUCCGUGCCAUCAAGAGGCGAAUCAUGUUGAAGAGCCCAAGGGUGCAGUACUUAGCUCUUGUCCUGCUCGAGACCAUUGUCAAGAACUGCGAGAAGGCUUUCUCUGAGAUUGCUGCUGAGAGGGUCCUUGAUGAGAUGGUCAGACUUAUUGAUGAUCCACAGACUAUAGUCAACAACAGAAACAAGGCUCUUAUGCUUAUUGAAGCAUGGGGAGAGUCGGGAGAUGAACUCCGCUACCUUCCGGUGUAUGAAGAAACUUACAAGAGCUUAAGAUCUAGGGGAAUUCGCUUCCCAGGACGUGAUGACGAGAGCCUUGCACCAAUAUUUACUCCUCCCCGUUCAGUACCUGCAGCUGAACCAUAUUCUGAUGCAGCACAGGAUGGGUAUCAAGAAAUUCCAGAGGAAAGUUUUGCUCCGGUUCGUGCUGCCCCUUCUGUGCAAGUCGACGAGGCCUUUGAGGUGGCUCGUAAUAGUCUUGAGCUUCUUUCCACAGUGCUAUCUUCCUCUCCACAAAGUGAGGCUCUAGAGGAUGACCUGACUACCACCCUAGUCCAGCAAUGCCAACAGUGUCAAUACACAAUCCAGAGAAUCGUCGAGACAGCAGGGGAUAACGAGGCUCAGCUCUUCGAGGCACUGAGCAUCCACGAUGAACUCCAAAAGGUUCUUUCCAAGUAUGAAGAGCUCAAGGCGCCUGUAGUCGCGGAGCCUGAGCCAGAACCAGCGAUGAUUCCGGUCACCGUGGAGCCUGAGGAAUCCCCCCGCGCCCCUGCGAGGAAAUCAGCUGGGUCCGGAGAUCGGUCUGGCGGUGAGGACUUGCUUCAGGACCUCGACGACAUGAUCUUUGGUAAGAAAGGCGGCACCUCGUCCCAGCAGGACAGGACUCCCAGGAAGGAGCAGAAGGACGAUUUCAUCGGUCUCUGAUCACUGGGUAUAUGUUUACUCGGCCGGAACUUGUUAUAUAUAUACAGGUGUUGCGUCGUCAGUGUACUUCCAAAUCAUGUUACAGGUUUGUGCUUGCAGAUGUGUGAUGUGCGCAUCUUUCUUCUCCUGUAUCCGGGGGCUUCGGGUUAGUUUAUCUGCGACAUGGGCAGUUGCUUUGCUGUACAGUAGUAGAUGUAAUCAUGCGACAGACUUGAUUUCUAACUUACCCUGGCACAUGGCAUACACCUUUUCUUU
Messenger RNA from Lolium rigidum, 1489 nucleotides. Its product is annotated as TOM1-like protein 1. NCBI's taxonomy places the organism in Eukaryota, Viridiplantae, Streptophyta, Magnoliopsida, Poales, Poaceae. Bases 59 to 1234 code for a protein of 391 amino acids. Gene Ontology annotation, biological process: protein transport to vacuole involved in ubiquitin-dependent protein catabolic process via the multivesicular body sorting pathway. The record is from RefSeq and is a predicted model, not a curated record. Gene Ontology annotation, molecular function: phosphatidylinositol binding; ubiquitin binding. The transcript is spliced from 3 exons.